Messenger RNA from Plasmodium gaboni, 900 nucleotides. The record is from the annotation of a RefSeq genome assembly. Lineage: Eukaryota; Apicomplexa; Aconoidasida; Haemosporida; Plasmodiidae.
AUAUCUCCUAGUACACAAUAUAAGGUAAGGACAUGGGAAACAUAUAAAGCAACAGAUAAAUUGCCAAAACGUGAAUUGUUAAUUAAAAGUGACUCUAUAUUUAGAGGAUACUUUUUAGAAAAGUAAGGUACCAAAAAUUCCUUCACAAAUGAUGGUUAUUUUAAAACAGGAGAUAUAGUACAAAUUAAUGAUAAUGGUUCUUUAACUUUUUUAGAUAGAUCAAAGGGUUUGGUUAAAUUAUCUCAAGGAGAAUAUAUAGAAACUGAUUUAUUGAAUAAUCUAUAUUCACAAAUUUCUUUUAUAAAUAAUUGCGUUGUUUAUGGUGAUGAUUCUAUGGAUGGUACAUUGGAAAUAAUAUUUGUGGAUAAAUCUUUACUUUUUACUAGUUUAAAGAAUGAUAAUAUGUUAGAAAAAACUGCAGUUACUGAAAAAUAUUAUAAAGUCAAAUUAACUGAUGAAAAUAUAAAUCAUAAUAUUUAUGUUGAUUAUGUUAAGAAUAAAAUGAUGGAUGUUUACGAAAACAAUUUUUUAAACAGAUAUAAUAUUAUUAAUGACAUAUACAUAAAUUCCAAAACAUGGGAUACAAGUAAUUAUUUUACUCCAUCAUUGAAAAUAAAAAGAUUUAAUGUAUUUAAGGAUUUUUCCUUUUUUAUAGAUGAAGUUAAAAUGAAAUAUAAAGACAAAUUAAAAGGAAGUAAGGUAGAUAAUAAAAAUAAUGAAAAAAAGGAAGAUGAAAAACAAAAUGAUCAAAAAAAAGAAGAGAAUGAUUCAAAAAAAUUAAAAAAAGCGUCUGUUUCCGAGCCACAUCAAACAAUAGUAGGAAUACAUCAAGACGUAGAAAAUAAGAAGGUAAAACUCAGAGAAGUAAAUGGAACAAGAGAACUGUCAAAGAAUAAAUGA